CGAUUUAUUGUCAUACUUGCAACAAAAGUGAUAUAUAUGGACACAUUUUAUACACUAUAGUAAGUAUAUAUGUUGUGAAUCGUUGACCAUAAUUUGAGGUGGGGCCAGUUCCUGUUCAGAUAUCAUUCUGCCAACCAGUAACCUAUAGAGGCAAAGGAUUGAGUCGUCAUGGCAUCCAAGUCAUCCAAUGAGUAUGUUAAUGCCGCUUUCGAAGGUGAGAAUAAUGGCCAAGCCCCCGGCACGGACAGCGGCGCUGGCGAUGAAAUGCCAGAGUUCAUCGACCACGUGGAAUUGACCAUUGAAGUGGAAGAUGAGAACACUGAAGAUGAAGAGGUCGGCUGUUGCGCAAGAGGCAUUGGCCGAGUCCAAAGUGGUUUGCGACUGUACUACCAUGAGUACUACUACAACACCUGGAAUGGCAUUUACCUAUUCUUCCUAAACUGCUACGGGGCUUACUUCAUCGGUGCCAUGUGGUUCAGCUUCGGCGACGAGGGGUCCUUGCGGCUGCUUGGUAUGACGUGUGUGAUUGUCUUCUUCACCAUAAUAGCUUUUGCGAACCUGAAGUUCGGAAAAACUGUAUAUGACAACACCAUUAAGCCUGUGAAGAAUUAUUUCGUUGGUGAUAAGUGCGGAAAGAAGAUUGCCACGGCUCUAAAAUGGAUUUUCAUUGCCAUCGUCAUCGGCUUGAUAAUUUACUUCCUCGUGUUCGAAGUCGGGAUGAAGGAGCCGUACAAUCUCGUUGGUUUGGCCGGCCUUGCAGGUUAUAUUUUGCUAUUUUAUAUCUGCUCCCACAACCCUGCCAAGGUGAAAUGGCGACCGGUGAUAUGGGGUCUCCUGCUACAGUUUGUCUUUGCCCUUCUUAUCUUGAGGACAAGAUGGGGAUUCCUGGCAUUCAGAUGGCUCGGAGAGAGGGUCACUGAAUUCCUUUUGCACACAGAUUUUGGGUCGAAGUUCGUGUUUGGAAACAUUGAACUGCACUUCUUUGCAUUCAAGCUUCUCCCGGUGGUUGUCUUCUUCAGCACGAUAAUAUCAUUGUUGUACUACCUUGGUUGGAUGCAGGUGGUGAUUAGGAAGGUGGCCUGGGUCAUGCAGAUUACUAUGGGAACAACUGCAGGAGAAUCUCUCAACGCUGCUGGGAACAUUUUCAUCGGUCAGAGCGAGGCACCCUUAUUGAUUCGUCCCCUCAUUCAGAAUAUGACCCGGUCAGAGAUACACGCUGUGAUGACAGGCGGGUUUGCUACCAUUGCCGGCAGUGUAUUAGGCGCUUUUAUCUUUUUUGGGGCUCCAGCGAACCAUCUCCUUUCCGCCUCUGUCAUGUCGGCCCCAGCUGCCCUGGCCAUGGCUAAACUCUUCUACCCCGAAACCGAGAAAUCGAGGACAACUGCUAAAGAUGUUGUCCACAUGGAAAAAAGUCAAGAGAGAAAUAUCAUCGACGCCUUGUCGACCGGAGCUUCCCAGUCCAUCAAAUUGGUGGCCAACAUUGCCGUGAACCUGAUUGCCUUCCUUGCUGUUCUUCACUUUCUGAAUGGAACCUUAGAAUGGCUGGGACGAAGGGUGGGACUUGGUGUUUGCGACGACGACCCCAAUGAAGAGCAGGAAUACCCCUGUCUAAGCCUCGAACUUAUUUCGUCCUACCUGUUUUGUCCUCUUGCCUUAAUGAUGGGUACGACACUUCAACACUGCCGACAGAUGGGGCACCUAAUCGGUCUGAAGACAUUUUUGAAUGAGUUCGUUGCCUACGAUUACAUGGGACAGCUUAUACGAAACUCAAACGCUCAUCUAAAUUACACCCAGAUUCACAACAUAACACACCUGACGCCUGGAGUUCCAGCCUAUGACGCUGCCGUUAGACAUCACUUCGAUGAUAUCAUACAUUUGCUCAACAACUCACGUGUAUUGAAAGGCGGUGUACUGGACGAGCGCUCGACGGUGAUAGCAACGUACGCCCUUUGCGGAUUUGCCAAUUUUGGUUCUGUUGGGAUCAUGGUUGCUGCUUUGACCGCCAUGGCGCCCAAUAGAAAGAGCGACAUAGCAUCAUGGUCGGUUGCAAUGCGGGCAAUGAUAGCGGGGAACGUGGCGUGUUUCAUGACGGCUUGUAUUGCAGGUUUACUUUACAGCCCGGCGAGCGUGGGGAUCACUCCGUAGGCCAUUCCCGGAUACAUCUGGAUGAAUAUUAUGGAUAAACAAUGGAUAUAUUUUAGUAUUUGUUUGGAGUAAAUCGGAAUAUACUUAAAAAGUGAGAUUGGGCAAGUUUGUUUCUACAGUCCAGAUAAAUACAGGAAAACGUGCCGAGAAAAAACAUAUAGCUUAGAGAUACAUUAUAUGAAAAGUGUGAGUCGGCAUGUCUCUGUCUUGAUAAUAGAUGUUUUUGCUUUUCGUUGGUAAGUGUAAGAAAUUGGUCCAGAGCUCAUACUUGUACGUCCGCGGUAUACAUGUACAUGUAAGGUAAAAUACUAUAAUUUACAUAUUCAUCUUUAAUUUUUAGCUAUGCAUAUUUUCUACUUUUUGAAUGUUAGUUUUAACAAACUUUAGUAGUUGGCUCAAUACUGCGACUUCUGAUUAGUUGAUUGAUUAAAAUUGAUUAAAUUGAUUAGUUUUGAUUAA
Messenger RNA from Lineus longissimus, 2604 nucleotides. Its product is annotated as solute carrier family 28 member 3-like. The transcript has 12 exons. Lineage: Eukaryota; Metazoa; Nemertea; Pilidiophora; Heteronemertea; Lineidae. Bases 169 to 2145 code for a protein of 658 amino acids. Gene Ontology annotation, molecular function: nucleoside:sodium symporter activity. Gene Ontology annotation, cellular component: plasma membrane. Gene Ontology annotation, biological process: nucleoside transmembrane transport. The record is from RefSeq and is a predicted model, not a curated record.